AUGAAUUUGCAACGACAAUUAGAAUUAGUGCUCCCGGGAAAGAGCCCUGAUGAAAUAUUGAAAAGUCAUGAAGUAAAUAAAUAUGAUCAUUCUGUUGUUCUAUGGAAGAUAGAGAAUACCCAAAGAGGAUAUACUAUCACACAUAAACUGAAACCAUUAGACAAUGAUAACAAAAAGGAAUCAACAAAGUCGAAAACUCAGCAUUUUCCUAGGAAUGACACCGUCAGACUUAUUGACUUGAAUAUCAGAGAACUG
This is a messenger RNA of Paraglomus occultum, 255 nucleotides long. The record is from the annotation of a GenBank genome assembly. Lineage: Eukaryota; Fungi; Glomeromycota; Glomeromycetes; Paraglomerales; Paraglomeraceae.